This is a messenger RNA of Notothenia coriiceps (black rockcod), 736 nucleotides long. Its product is annotated as cadherin-related family member 5-like. The record is from RefSeq and is a predicted model, not a curated record. Lineage: Eukaryota; Metazoa; Chordata; Actinopteri; Perciformes; Nototheniidae. Gene Ontology annotation, molecular function: cadherin binding; calcium ion binding; beta-catenin binding. The transcript is spliced from 6 exons. Gene Ontology annotation, biological process: cell-cell junction assembly; homophilic cell-cell adhesion; cell migration. The annotation marks the transcript as partial. Gene Ontology annotation, cellular component: adherens junction; membrane; catenin complex.
GUCGGAGCAUUAUCCCUGGAUCCCGGGCCGCUGUACGCCAUCGACGGAGAUGUAGGACUCAACGAGGAGAUCACCUACUCGUUCCUGGGCGGGAACGGAGGCGGGCUGUUUCAGAUCAACCCGAGCACGGGGGACAUCCUUAUGCUGAAGCCCGUGGACGUGCUGGGGAUCAUCAGUCUGACCGUUCUGGCCGCUCAGAGCACCAACCUGUUCCAGUCCUCCUCCACCUCCCUCAGCAUCAGAGUCCAGGUGAGGAGCCUCCACCCCCCUCAGCUCCAGAGGACUCAGUACCGAGGAGUUGUGUCCGUGGUGGGCUCGAUGGCGAUAGACCCGGAGAACAAGGACCAGCCGCUGAGGUUCCUCGCCACGGACCAGGACUACACCGCCACCGGGGGUAUAAACCCCGACAUCACUUACAGCGUUAAAGGCAGCAGUGAUUUCUCCAUCAUCGACGGAUAUUUAUUCAUGACGAAGGAUCUCCCAGAGGGCACGUUGUCUCUGCAGGUGGUGGCGGUGGACUCGACUAACGAGGAGUCAGACACCGCUCAGCUCUCAGUGGAGGUGACGUCAGGUCUCACCACCACCAGUCUGCCUGACAGCACCACAGACAGGCUGACCACGGCCCUACAGGAGACCACUGAAGAAACUACCUCCACCCCGAACCCCACCACCAUCAGCAGCCUCUCACCCUCCGUCUCAGACCCCACCACAGAAAGCACCGCUCACCCCCCGACAG